Vicia faba (fava bean) is the source of this 615-nucleotide messenger RNA. The record is from the annotation of a GenBank genome assembly. NCBI's taxonomy places the organism in Eukaryota, Viridiplantae, Streptophyta, Magnoliopsida, Fabales, Fabaceae.
AUUUACCAGCAAUGUGAUCCAAAUCCUCAACAUAUUAUUUCAAAAAUAAAAAUUAAAAAUAUGAAAAGGAAAAGACAUGAUGUCGUUUGGUCCAAAGGAAUAGGGUUCCAAGGUUUAUGGUUGUUGGACUUUACUGAAGCACGAUCUUCUCUCUUCGCCUCUUCAUGUAGCGCCACAAAACUCUUUAUCUCUACGGUUCCUCUUCUUCUCCUAUCGAGGUCUCAGCACUUCGAAAUCAUCACUUCCAAUUUAAAUUCAGACGGUGUAACACUAUCCUCUUCAUCUUGCAAACACGUCGCGCCCAGUUCUGCAUUCCUUCGUCAGAAAUGCUCCAGCGGCUCUUCAAUGGCCGUGAUAAUGAGAAUCGGCGCGUACCUUCCCUUCCCUCCUUCAUCCAAUGUCUUAAAGGUCUUCUGCGAUUCAACCCUCCAUCUGAUUACAGCGCUACACAUACACCUUCCUCUGAUUAUGUGGCCACGCCUCUUCUUGCAUUCACCAGUGAUUCCUCCGCUAACAUUCACAUGCGUUCUGCGUUUCUGUGAGAAGACGAAUCCUUCAGGUAUGAAUGAUCCGUUUUGCAAUCUUCUCCUACUUCCCUUUUUUUGCUUAUUCUGA